Messenger RNA from Hibiscus syriacus, 680 nucleotides. Its product is annotated as protein TIFY 5A-like. The record is from RefSeq and is a predicted model, not a curated record. Gene Ontology annotation, biological process: response to wounding; regulation of jasmonic acid mediated signaling pathway; regulation of defense response. NCBI's taxonomy places the organism in Eukaryota, Viridiplantae, Streptophyta, Magnoliopsida, Malvales, Malvaceae. Bases 120 to 506 code for a protein of 128 amino acids. Gene Ontology annotation, cellular component: nucleus. The transcript has 2 exons.
CUUAUCAUUGUCUUCUGUCCUUUGAAUUUACCAUUUCUUCAUAUUCGCCAAAACACACCUUUCUCCCUCUCUCAGUCGCUUUGUUUGGAACAACGGUACUUUGAUAUUCAUAAAUCAACAUGAGACGAAACUGCAACUUGGAACUUCGCCUUCUUCCUUCUACUUGUGCCGGCGACAGCCACGAAAUGAUGGAUUUUUUUGCUGAUCAAAGAGUACUGGAAGAAAGAAGCGAAAACCAGCAGCAACAGCUAACGAUUUUUUACAAUGGAAGAGUUUGCGUUUGUGAUGUUACAGAGCUUCAGGCAAGAGCCAUUCUAAUGCUUGCAAGCCGGGAAAGGGAUGAAACAAUAAGAACCCCGACCGGAUUAGAACCGGCGAUGCCGACGUUAAAAUCUCCGGUGAAUAGCCCAAGCAUGGCGCUUUCCAUGAAGAGAUCGCUACAACGGUUCCUCCAAAAACGACAGACGCGAAUCCAAGCUACCUCUCCUUACCAUUAUCAUAAAUAGAUCAUCAUCAAUGCUUGGGAUUUUGUGGAACCUAAGAAACUGAUCUAUCUUUCUGUUUAGCUAUUAAUGCCCAUUUCUUUUUUCCUCUAAAUUUAUGUAUGAAUUAAGCGACUAGUAGUAGCUUGAAGCCAAUUUUUUUGUUACACUAAUUUGUUGUUUCUUUUUACCGUAUUA